Molecule: messenger RNA, 1930 nt
Organism: Gossypium raimondii (Peruvian cotton)
Lineage: Eukaryota; Viridiplantae; Streptophyta; Magnoliopsida; Malvales; Malvaceae
Exons: 1
Coding region: 275-1651 (458 amino acids)
Source: RefSeq, a predicted model, not a curated record
ACCGGCUUUACCUAAAAAGCAAUGCACCAGAAGAAUCUAGUGACUCAUGAAAAAGGCUAUACCUUCAAGAUAAUAUUUCUUAUAUAAAAAAAAAAGCAAAAGAAAAGAAAAGAAAAGAAAAGCACCAAGAGUAAAGAACCAUUAACCACAACUUUAAAUACGUAUGCUCGCUUCCCCUGCGAAACUCUCUCUCCCCUUUUACCUUCGCCCCUAAGUCUUCUUUUCAUCGCCUUGCUUUCUCUUUGUUUUUUGUUUUGGUUUCCCCUGUUCUUCAAUGGCAGAUGUAGACACCUACACCAAAGGGCAGCAACUAGUAAAAGAACAUAACCAAGCAAACCCAAGUAAGUGUCAUACGAAUUACCUUUACAAAGCCUUCGUAGUCAUAAUUUUCUUGGUUAUAAUCCCACUUUUUCCCUCACAAGCCCCUGAAUUCAUCAACCAAUCCCUACUCACCAGAAGCUGGGAGCUUCUUCACCUUCUAUUUGUUGGCAUAGCUGUCUCUUAUGGUCUUUUUAGCCGGCGAAAUGAUGAAACUGAGAAAGAACACAAUAACAACUACAACAACCAAUCCAAGUUUGAUAGUGUACAGUCUUUCGUGUCUAGAUUCCUUCAAGUGUCAUCAGUUUUCGAUGAUGAAGCUGAAACCUUAUCUGGGUCUGAUGAAACCAAGGUCCAGACUUGGAGUAGCCUUUACCAUAGGAAUGAACCCCCUGUUAUUGUUGCUAAAGAACAUGCUGUUCUUGAUGACAACACAAGUUCUAGUCCUAGAAACCCUGAAAAGCCUUUGCUUUUGCCUGUUAGGAGCUUGAGAUCGCGUGUUUUGAAUGAGACAGGUAGGGGAAACAGUGCAAAUUCUAACUCUCUAAGUAGGUCUAAUUCUGGUUUAAGUUCCAAAAGGUUUUCAACUAAAGGUACAAAUGGGGAACUGAGAGGAUCGGACCAAGAAACUUUGGUGGAGAAAUGGAGUGAUAACAACGUUGUUCUUCCUUCACCAAUCCCGUGGCGAUCAAGGUCUGGAAGAAUGGAAAUGAAAGAAGACAUUGAAUCUCGGUCAUUUAAGAGGUCCCAAAGUAAUCGUUUGAGUCGGUCCAAUUCCAUGUCUUCUUCACCAAAGAAAUCAGUAUCUCCUCCUCCUCCAUCAACGGAAUCACAAGCCAAGAGUGCAGAGGAUUUCGUGAAGAAAAAAAGCAUGUACAGGUCUCCUCCCUCACCUCCUCCACCUCCCCCAAUGAUUCACAAACCAUCAUCAUUGAAACCAGUUUCUCCCUUGACACGUAAUGGUGAAAUCCGAAAUGGGAUCAAUGGCAGGGCAGUGAGGUUCGAUCAAACAUCAUCGAGGACUGAGAAACUGGUGAUGCAAAACCCAACUUUCAUGGAAUUUCCCCAGCAAGAAAAUGCCGGAAAGUUUGUGGUAGAAACCAGUGAUGAUGAUUCAGAGAGUGAGGGUGAAACUCCUCCCAUUGUUUCCAGCACAGAAACAAGGCCAAACAAUGAGGAAGCUAAUCAAAGCAGUGGGUGCAUUGAUGGAGGGUCGGAUGUGGAUAAGAAGGCAGAUGAAUUCAUAGCCAAAGUAAGAGAGCAAAUCAGGCUACAGAGGAUUGAUUCUAUUAAGAGAUCCAGUGGCCAGUUUAAGAGAAGCAGUACAAGGUAAAGUCCGAGACAUAUGAAGCUUUACAGCUUUACAGCUUUAACACUUUAUUUUUAUUUUUUUCAUUUUCUUCUGGUUCUAUCUAUCUUUACUUGGUUUAAUGGCCUUGUUGAAUUUAAAAGGUCAUGGGUAUACAAAGAUAGUCUAGGGUUUCUACUUUUAAUGUCACCAACAACUGUAUUGAAGAAAUUGUUUUUGUUCUUCAACAUGUUGGUUACUGUGUCUCCUGUAAUUGAAGAGGAAAACUAGUAUUGGUUUUUAAUGCAUUGGACCUUUCCAGCU